AUGCCAUGUGGUGGAAACACCCGCGCUUGCGCGCAUGCGCAGCAGAUCAUCCGCUUCCUGUGCGGGGAUGGGGGAGCCGACGGGCAGAUAAGGAGUGAAAGCGCGCUCAUCAUCGCGGCGUAUGCGCGCCCGUCGAGCGCGCAUCCGUCCGCCAUGAGCGCGCGGAAAAGAUCGUCCGUUUCCCGCGCGGGGUGUGCGCAGAAAGGGUGUGGCGGAAUGGCGGCGACAGACCCUGAGGAGCCAGACCCUGAGGAGCCAGACCCUGAGGAGCCAGACCCUGAGGAGCCAGACCCUGAGGAGCCAGACCCUGAGGAGCCAGACCCUGAGGAGCCAGACCCUGAGGAGCCAGACCCUGAGGAGCCAGACCCUGAGGAGCCAGACCCUGAGGAGCCAGACCCUGAGGAGCCAGACCCUGAGGAGCCAGACCCUGAGGAGCCAGACCCUGAGGAGCCAGACCCUGAGGAGCCAGACCCUGAGGAGCCAGACCCUGAGGAGCCAGACCCUGAGGAGCCAGACCCUGAGGAGCCAGACCCUGAGGAGCCAGACCCUGAGGAGCCAGACCCUGAGGAGCCAGACCCUGAGGAGCCAGACCCUGAGGAGCCAGACCCUGAGGAGCCAGACCCUGAGGAGCCAGACCCUGAGGAGCCAGACCCUGAGGAGCCAGACCCUGAGGAGCCAGACCCUGAGGAGCCAGACCCUGAGGAGCCAGACCCUGAGGAGCCAGACCCUGAGGAGCCAGACCCUGAGGAGCCAGACCCUGAGGAGCCAGACCCUGAGGAGCCAGACCCUGAGGAGCCAGACCCUGAGGAGCCAGACCCUGAGGAGCCAGACCCCUGA
Closterium sp. NIES-65 is the source of this 837-nucleotide messenger RNA. NCBI's taxonomy places the organism in Eukaryota, Viridiplantae, Streptophyta, Zygnematophyceae, Desmidiales, Closteriaceae. The record is from the annotation of a GenBank genome assembly.